AUGUCUUCGAAACUCUUCCAUUCGACCGAGGUGGGAGCUGUAUCACUCAAGCAUCGCGUCGUCUUGGCCCCCUUGACUCGGCUAAGGGCUACGAAAAGCCAUGUUCCUCAUGCGCCCCUCGUCAGGCUGUACUACGAGCAGCGGUCCCAUACUCCUGGAACCCUACUGAUAACGGAGGCUACAGUAAUUGCUGCGAAAGCCGGAGGCAUGGCUCACAUACCCGGUAUAUGGAACCAAGAGCAGACUGAUGCUUGGAGAGAGAUUACAGACGGCGUUCACGCGAAGGGCUUGUUUAUCUUUUGUCAGCUAUGGGCUCUCGGACGACCUUCCUUCCCAUACAUCUCCGCGUCCGAUAUUCCCGUUCCCGGUCGCUCCGAUGUUCCCCUACCAAUGACCGUAGAUGAAAUCAAAGAAUACGUGGACCUAUACGUCCAGGCCGCACUGAACGCAGUGAAAGCUGGGUUUGAUGGCGUUGAGAUACACGGGGCGAAUAGUUACCUACUCGACCAAUUCAUACAAGACGUGACAAAUCAGCGAACUGAUGCAUACGGUGGCAGUAUUGAAAAUCGCGCAAGGUUUCCCUUGGAGAUCGUCGAUGCAGUAGCCAAGGCCAUUGGGGCAGAACGGACGGGAUACCGUAUCAGUCCCUGGAAUUCUAUUCAAGGUAUGGGUAUGAAAGACCCCAAACCAACCUUCGCGUAUCUCGUUUCUGAGAUCAAAGCACGACAUCCGAACUUUGCUUACAUCCACGUUAUAGAACCGCGUGUGAAUGGCACGAGGUCCCGAAAUGAAGGGGAGUUCACUUCGCAGAUGAAGAAUGAUUUCAUACGGGACAUCUGGGCCCCAAAGCCUUUCAUAUCGGCUGGCGGGUACGAGCGCGUCACCGCCGUUACAGCCGCCGAUGAGAAGAAUGAUAUAAUUGCUUUCGGAAGACAUUUCCUGGCCAACCCUGACAUGGUAUAUCGGCUAAAGAAAGACUUACGUCUUAACGCACACGGUAGAUCGACUUUCUAUCGACCAGGGAACGUUGCCAAGGGAUACACAGACUACCCUUUUGCCGAAGAGGUGCUGCAUGUAAAGUCCCCGCUGUAG
Messenger RNA from Desarmillaria tabescens, 1092 nucleotides. Its product is annotated as FMN-linked oxidoreductase. The coding region runs from base 1 to 1092 and encodes 363 amino acids. The record is from RefSeq and is a predicted model, not a curated record. NCBI's taxonomy places the organism in Eukaryota, Fungi, Basidiomycota, Agaricomycetes, Agaricales, Physalacriaceae. Gene Ontology annotation, molecular function: oxidoreductase activity; FMN binding. The transcript is spliced from 5 exons.